Messenger RNA from Crotalus tigris (Tiger rattlesnake), 458 nucleotides. RefSeq names its product H-2 class I histocompatibility antigen, Q9 alpha chain-like. Gene Ontology annotation, cellular component: external side of plasma membrane. The transcript has 2 exons. Bases 93 to 437 code for a protein of 114 amino acids. Gene Ontology annotation, biological process: immune response. NCBI's taxonomy places the organism in Eukaryota, Metazoa, Chordata, Lepidosauria, Squamata, Viperidae. The record is from RefSeq and is a predicted model, not a curated record.
CGUUUCUGCUCUGGGUUGUUGCGUUGUUGAUCACUCGGAGCGCGUCUUUCUCUGCCUGGAGAGCGGAUCGCAGUUCGAGGAUCGCGGCCAGGAUGGCGCUGCGCUCUCUGUCGCUCCUGGUGUUGGUGGCGGUCGCCCUGCGGGAGAGCUGCCUCGGUGCCUCCUCGCACUCCCUGAAGUAUUUCCAUUCCUCCAUCUCGGAGCCCAGUCAGGGGCUGCCCCAUUUUGUCUCUCUGGGGUACGUGGAUGAUCAACUCUUCAAUUACUACGACAGCAGCAACCGGAAGUUCCAGCCUCGAGUCCCCUGGAUAGAGAAGGUGAGGAAGGAGGACCCCACGUACUGGGAGAGAGGCACCCAGACAUGUCGUGGCGAAGAGGAGUCAUUCAUAGAUCACCUGGAGAUUCUGAGGACUCUCUACAAUCAUAGCGGUGAGUGAUGGGUCAGGUGGCUCCUCCUG